Penicillium salamii is the source of this 1701-nucleotide messenger RNA. The record is from the annotation of a GenBank genome assembly. NCBI's taxonomy places the organism in Eukaryota, Fungi, Ascomycota, Eurotiomycetes, Eurotiales, Aspergillaceae.
AUGAGACUCCCACAAUCCCUUCUGUUGCUGGCUGUAGCUGGGUCGACCGCCCAAGCUAGUGAGAAGCUUGCACGUCCCCGAGGCGUAGGACCAGAAUUCUCCAAAUUCUACCAGGAUCCCACCACCUUCACAUGCAUCUCGAAUCCCUCUAUCAAAAUCCCUUCAUCGGCCGUGAAUGAUGACUUCUGCGACUGUCCCGAUGGAAGUGACGAGCCCGGUACGGCUGCUUGUGCCCAUAUAUCCCGCAAUUCACCUUUGACGGUGGCGGAUCGUCCGGGGAACAGCGAUUUGGAUACUGCACUCGGCCUUCCGGGGUUCUACUGUAAGAACAAGGGCCACCGCCCAUCGUACGUCCCAUUCCAGCGGAUCAACGACGGAGUUUGUGACUACGAAUUGUGCUGUGAUGGCAGUGACGAGUGGGCUCGUGUUGGAGGUACCAAGUGCGAGGACCGUUGCAAAGAGAUUGGCAAGCAAUGGCGCAAGCAAGAGGAGAAAAACCAAAAGUCGAUGACCGCCGCCCUACGGAAGAAGAAGGAUCUCCUCGUCGACGCUGGUCGCCAGCAGAAAGAGAUUGAGGUCCAUAUUGCUGAGUUGGAGGCUGAGAUCCAAGGUGCCGAGGUCAAAGAACAAGGCCUCCAGGCUGAUCUGCAGCUCGCCCAGGAGCAAGAUCGGAAGGUCGUCCGCACUGGUAAGGGCAAAGGCAAAGUGAGUGCCCUUACCAGUCUGGCGAAGGGUCGUGUGGAGGAGCUGCGCAACGCAUUGGUGGAUGUACGCCGUCAGCGUGACGAGACCCGUGACCGUGUCAAGGAGCUCGAGGAUAUCCUGGCCAAGGUCAAGGUUGAAUAUAACCCCAAUUUCAAUGAUGAAGGUGUCAAGCGGGCGGUCCGCAGCUACGAGGACUACGCUGCUCGUGAUCAAGGCACUGAGGAUUUGAACGGCGAUGUCAACCGAGAUUUGGAUGAAAUUACCAAAGUCGAUGGGACUGACAGCGGAGUCAACUGGGAGCACUGGGAAAAUGAGGAUGAUAGCUGCCCGGACUCUGAUAUAGUAUACAAGUUGGCCGCUUACCUCCCACCAUCGCUUGUCAGCUUCAUUGAAGGAAAGGUCAUUUCCCUUAAGAGCUACCUUCAGGAGAACGGUAUCUUGCCUAAGCCUACCGAGGAAUCCUCCUCGGAAUCCAAGGCAGUCACCCAAGCACGCGAUGCUCUCCAAGAAGCCCAGGACUCCCUCACCAGUCUGAAGAACAAGCUGCGGGAUCAACGUGCCGACCUUGAGCAAGAGUACGGAACUGCCUCUAUCUUCCGCGCUCUGAAGGGAGUUUGCAUCUCCCAAGAUGCAGGUGAAUAUACAUAUGAGCAUUGCUUCCUUGAGUCAACAAAGCAAAAUCAAAGAAAGGGAGGCAGCUCGGUGUCCAUGGGCAAAUUCUCGAAGGUUGGAACCACGACCGUCGAAGAGGUCAAUGAGGCUGGUGAGGUUAUCAACGUUGAGAAGACUGUGAUCGAAUACACUCGCGGCCAGUCAUGCUGGAACGGGCCUAACCGGUCGACCAAGGUCAUUCUUGAGUGUGGUGAGGAGAACCAAAUUCUGAAGACCGCGGAAGAAGAGAAGUGUGUGUACGCUAUGCUAGUCACUUCGCCGGCUGUGUGUGCAGGUGGUGAGGAGGCUGACAAUUCCGCACCUCGGUCGAAAGACGAGCUGUAA